Coregonus sp. 'balchen' is the source of this 8874-nucleotide messenger RNA. NCBI's taxonomy places the organism in Eukaryota, Metazoa, Chordata, Actinopteri, Salmoniformes, Salmonidae. The record is from the annotation of a GenBank genome assembly.
AUGGCUUCACCAGGGGAGAAGGCUCUCCUCCUCCUCUUCCUAGUCCAUGUAGUCUCAGGUAAGCAGCAACCCCCUUCCAAUUUGCAACAGUGGAUCAUUCCUAAAUUACAGUUAGAUCCAAACAGGAAACAAGUGUAGCAUACACACUUAACAUGUUGACAAUUUGUGGGCGUGUGCGCGUGCGUGUCCGUGCUUGUGCGUGUGCAUGUGUCUGUGCAUGCGAUAUGCCCCUCUCAGCCCUGCACCCAGAUUUGAUGUCUUCCAUGAUGCUCAACCCUGACCCCGUGACCCCAGGCUUCCCAUCUCCACCCGCUCGCUUCCAAGACAUGGCCAAGAAACUGGUAACCAAUCAAUCAAACAAACAACCAAUCAAACAACCAGUCAAUCAAUCAACCAACCAAUAAAUCAAUCAAUAAUCUAUCAUAUGGCCUGCCUCACCUGACCAGGUGUGACCUCCCUCACCAGAGGUGUCUGUAAACUGUGGCCACCAAACACAGAACCAUGUGACUGGAGGAUCUAUUUCACUGCUUUCACCUGAAGGACACUUGCUACUCCCUCCACCUUGUUCAAACACACACCUCUGGGAGCUGUUACUACAGUACUGAUCAGUACACACACAGUUGGCCUAUGUUCAUGUUACAGUUACACCAUCCCCACCUGUAGUUUAAGCCAUAUACAGACUCAUUCACCAGCUAUAUGUAUUGUGACACCCUAGAAGGCUGACUGGCGAGGCUGUCUCACACCUCACUGUAACGUGGUAUUACAUUAUACAUAUAAAAUCUAUAAAAGUAACAUUUCCGUAGUUCAUUUUGGUGUCCCUCUGUCCCCACAGAUGAUGAGAUGCCUGCAAAUAGGUGAGGACACAGCACACACCUCCCCAACCUAGUAAACACAGAGGGUAUUACUAAUGUAUCAUUGUAAUAAUAUUGCUUAUGAACAACAUGGUGGUAACAGCACAACACACUUGGUAUAUUGUUGCAUACAUUAAAACAGUUUGAUGAUGCUGAUUAAAUCAUCUUAGUUUUCCAAGUCCCUGUGUGUUUCUUAAUUCGUGGUUGCUAUGUUACAGGACACCUGAUACCCAUGAUGAUGGACAACCCCUUUAAUAACAGGUAAGGUGACCCUUGUGUGUGCAAAUUAAUGGAUCUACAAGUUAACCCCCCCACCAGAACAGGAACCAGGACAGACACACAGACCAGAACAGAAACCAGGACAGACACACAGACCAGAACAGAAACUAGGACAGACACACAGACCAGAACAGGAACCAGGACAGACACACAGACCAGAACAGGAACCAGGACAGACACACAGUCCAGAAGGAGUACAGAAAUGGCCUGCUAGACCACCACAGCCUGAUAUGACAAGUGAGAACCACCUCUGCAGAGGUAGAAUAUGUUACAUUGUUCAUUAUUAGAAUUAAACUAAAUACUGAUACAAAUAUGUUUAGUUGAGAUUUUAGAUGUUAGAACAACCUUUGAUUUAUCAAGCUCUUAGAAACAGUCUUGUUUUGUAUCUUUGAUUUAUCAAGCUUUUAGAAACAGUCUUGUUUGGUACCUUAUGACCCAAAUACUAAUGAUCAAUCUCUUCAAGUCAAACCGGAGAAAGAGAAAGAUAGAGAGGAGGAGAGGGACCCAAGUAAAGAGGGGGAGAAGGGAAGGGAAAGAGGAGGAGAGGAGAAGGAGGAAAAACCAUUGAAAGGUGGGAAACCUGAAGGAAAACAAAUGGAAAGAAAUGAUGAGAAAAUACAGCAAACAAGCUUGAAGAAGAGGAGGAGAGCAGGGAGGAAGGAGAGAAGGACCGAAGCAGAGUGAAGAAAGGAGGGAGGAAAGGAGGAUGAGGAUGAGGAAGAGGAGGAGAGGGAUGAAAAGGGACAUAGACGUGGGAAGUAGGGGUCCUGAGGGUGCUGCAGCACCCCGUGAAAAAUCACCCCCAAACUACUUCCCUAUGAAAAGGGAGAGAGUGAGUUGUGUCCAAAGGACAGUGGAGAGGUGUGUGUUUAUUCGAGACACAACACCUGAUCUGCGUGUGUGUGUCACACAGAUCUUCACUCUGCAGUGUGUUUAUAUGUGUUACAUCUGCAUGUGUGUGUUCAAGUACCCAUGCUAUUUCAUGUGUGUUCAAGUAAUACUCGGCCCUGCCUGCGUGUGUGUAUGUGUGCGUGCAUGUGCGUGUGUCUGCUGAACACAACUCUGGUGACUACAACCACUGUUGUGACAUCAUGUGUGUGUUCAAGUACUACUCUGCCCUGUGUGUGUGUGUGUGUGUGUGUGUGUGUGUGUGUGUGUGUGUGACUGUGUGUGUGUGUGUGUGGGGGGGGGACUGUGAAUGUGUGUGUGUGUGUGUGUGUGCCACCCUUCUCUCUCUCCAGUGAUGCCCUGGCCCAGCCCCUGUCCUCCCAGUCUGGUGUGGCUGAAGAUUGAGGUGAUGAAGAUGAUGGGGCCCUUCCUCUCCGGGCUGCCCAUGGAUGACAUCCAAACUAUCCCCAACGACCAGGUCUGUGUGUGUUGUAGUUCUCCCCACUCUGCUUUUUCAUGGAUCACAUCAAAACUCAAACAAAUCACAGUCCACUAUUUUACAACUGCUAUUUUAAUCUACCUCUCUCUUUCCCUAGUUGUGUCAAUUCUUCCAUUCACCCCAGUUCCCGUCCUCCUUCAGAGGUGUAGGGGGACUCCCUCCUCUCCAGGGCAGAAAGAUACUGCAGAAGAUCAGAGAAUGUUCCCAGAAGAGAGAGGACUUGGUCCAAAACCUGGACAGGUGCGUACGUUCGUGCACGUAUGAGAGAAAGAGAAGGAGUGGUGCAUCUCCUGGACAUCACAGGAGGCUGCUGAGGGGAGGACGGCUCAUAAUAAUCGCUGGAAUGGAGUGAAUGGAAUGGUAUCAAACACAUAGAAACCAUGUGUUUGAUGAGUUCAAUUCCAUUCCAUUGAUUCCGUUCCAGCCAUUACUAUGAGCCCGUCCUCCCCAAUAAAGGUGCCACCAAUCUCCAGUGCUGGACAUGCAAAUGACCCUUCAUUUUGCCAAUUAUUCAGACCAUCCUGAAGUUACAUAUUUACUUUACUAAACAAAAUAGGUAUCAACGGUUAGAUUAGCAUUUUUCCUGAAUUAGCCAGAGCUACAGUACAUCUACCUUGAGCAUGAACGAGUGCUUAGUCACAGACAUUUGACAAACAAACAAGGGAGGAGAGAAAAUAACAGAUGUUGGGUGACCAAACACGGUACUGAAUAGCCAGUAGGGUAUAUUACUUAACUCUGACCUAUGACCUCUGACCCUUUCCUAUCCAGACUGGGCUCGCUGGCAUGUUUCUAUGACGACGCCCCAACCCUAAACUCCUCCAUGAGCCAGCUCCUCCUCUCUCAGCUCGACGACUGUAGCAACUCUGGAAUCGCCAAGGUAUCCCCCCAGUCUCUCUCUCUCUCUCUCGCUCUCAAUUCAAUUUAAGGGCUUUAUUGGCAUGGGAAACAUGUUAACAUUGCCAAAGCAAGUGAAGUAGAUAGUAAACAAAAGUGAAAUAAACAAUAAAUAUUAACAGUAAACAUUACACUCAGAAGUUCCAAAAGAAUAAAGACAUUUCAAAUGUCAUAUUAUGUCUAUAUACAGUGUCGUAACAAUGUGCAAAUAGUUAAAGGAAAAUAAAUAAACACAAAUAUGGGUUGUAUUUACAAUGGUGUUUGUUCUUCACUGGUUGCCCUUUUCUUGUGGCAACAAGUCGCAAAUCUUGCUGCUGUGAUGGCACACUGUGGUUUUUCACCCAGUAGAUAAGGGAAUUUAUCAAAAUUGGGUUUGUUUUCGAAUUUUUUGUGGAUCUCUGUAAUCAAAUCAAAUCAAAUCAAAUCAAAUUUUAUUGGUCACAUGCGUCGAAUACAACAGGUGCAGACAUUACAGUGAAAUGCUUACUUACAGCCCUUAACCAACAGUGCAUUUAUUUUAAACAAAAAAGUAAGAAUAAAACAACAACAAAAAAGUGUUGAGAAAAAAAGAGCAGAAGUAAAAAAUAAAGUGACAGUAGGGAGGCUAUAUAUACAAUAGAAUAAAGUGACAGUAGGGAGGCUAUAUAUACAGGGGGGUACCGUUGCAUAGUCAAUGUGCGGGGGCACCGGCUAGUUGAGGUAAUAUGUGCAUGUGGGUAGAGUUAAAGUGACUAUGCAUAAAUACUUAACAGAGUAGCAGCAGCGUAAAAGGGAUGGGGUGGGGGGGCAGUGCAAAUAGUCCGGGUAGCCAUGAUUAGCUGUUCAGGAGUCUUAUGGCUUGGGGGUAGAAGCUGUUGAGAAGUCUUUUGGACCUAGACUUGGCACUCCGGUACCGCUUGCCGUGCGGUAGCAGAGAGAACAGUCUAUGACUAGGGUGACUGGAGUCUUUGACAAUUUUGAGGGCCUUCCUCUGACACCGCCUGGUAUAGAGGUCCUGGAUGGCAGGGAGCUUUGCCCCAGUGAUGUACUGGGCCGUACGCACUACCCGGAGGGAAAUAUGUGUCUUUAAUAUGGUCAUACAUCUCUAUCUCUCUCUCUCUCUCUCUCUCUCUCUCUCUCUCUCUCUCUCUCUUCUCUCUCUCUCUCUCUCUCUCUCUCUCUCUCUCUCUCUCUCUCUCUCUCUCUCUCUCUCUCUCUCUCUCUCUCUCUCUCCCUCUCACUCUUUCCAAAGUUGUUGUAGUUUAUAGUUUAUAAAUCAGGAAUCCCUAAAGUAGGGAUUUUACAGAGAACAAUUAUGAGAAUAAUCUGUGGUGUUUAUUUUUAACCCUCUUCUUUCUCCCCCAUCUCUUCUCCCCUCCUCUUCCUCCCCCAUCCUCCUCCGGCUUCCAGCUGAAGAAGAAGCUUGCCAACACUGUGAUGUCAUCAUCUGUAGACGAUUCCAGUCCUGAGCUGCUGCAUGCGCUGGGUCCUGGUGUUAUGGUGCUUUCCCCCUUCCGUCUCUCCCAGUUCUCCCCGGACGCCCUCAAGGACACCCUAAUGUCACUGGGAUCAGAGGUGAAGUGGGGUCUGACCCAGGCCAAAACACUGGCCAAUAAACUACUGCAGGGGAAGCAGGUAAGAGAGCUGCCAUGGCUAUGCAGUCUUGCAGGUGUUACUCUUAUCAAUAUCUCUGUGUGUCUCAAUCAGUACUAUUAACAGGCUUCUCAACUGGAAUGUUUAGGUGGUCCUCUUCUAUUGUAUGAGGGGCCAAGUUAGGAACUAAUGGUAAAAUAGAGAGCAGCUCUAAAAACGAUCCUUUCUGUAUCUCCACUCUCCCUUCUUCUCUCUCUCUCUCUCUCUCUCUCUCUCUCUCUCUGACGGGCGUGGCCUCCUCUGUCCUCAGGAAGAUCAAAUCCCAGGGGCUUCUGGGUAAUGAGGGUCUGGACAUAAUGACUCAAAAGAUGACCAGGCUACAGAGAAAAGCACUGCUGGAGGGGGUAAGAGCAGGAGGGAGGGGUGAGAGGGGAAGGGAGGGGUGAGAGAGGGAGGGAGGGGUGAGAGAGGGAGGGAGGGGUGAGAGAGGGAGGGAGGGGUGAGAGAGGGAGGGAGGGAGGGAGGGGUGAGAGAGGGAGGGAGGGGUGAGAGAGGGAGGGAGGGGUGAGAGAGGGAGGGAGACGUCAUAGAAGAAAAUUAGAUGUGUAGCAAAGAUGGUUCAGGUUGAUCCUAAAGUAAUCCGUAUGUCUGCGUGCUUGCUUGUGUGUGUGUGUGUGUGUGUGUGUGUGUGUGUGUGGCUGCGUGGGGAUGUGAAUGCCUCAGAGCUGAUCCAGAAAGUCCCUGCCUCCCUGCUGUCCAGCCUAUCCCUGACCACCCUGGACAAGGCUAACCUGACCUCCCUCAACCAACUGGAGGGCAAGCAGUGGACACGCGCACAGGUGUGUGUGUGUGUGUGUGUGUCUUCUGAACAUAACUCUGGUGACUACAGCCACUGGUGUGACACACUGUCCUCUGUCUUGCAGUCGGCCUUUCUGGUCAGAAAGAUCCUAGGCAAGAAGAUGACACUUACAGGUGAGAACAUACACACACACACAGUUUUUGAUGGUGAUGAUGAUGAUGAUGAUGAGGAUGAUGAGGAUGAUGAGGAUGAUGAUGAUGAGGAUGAUGAUGAUGAGGAUGAUGAUGAUGGUGAGGAAGGCACUUAACCCUAGUUGCUCUGGAUAAGCGCGUCUGCUAAAUAACUCAAAUGUAAAUGUGCAAAUGUAAAUGAUGAUGAUGAUGAUGAUGAUGAUGACAGGAAGCUGGGAUCAGCGAUGCAGGGCGUGGCCUGUAAGAUGAUUGAAAAGGUGGCUGAAAGUGGCGUCAUGGAGAUGGCCCAAGCUGUAACAAAGACUCCACGCUGGCUCUCUAAGACACAGGUACACACACACACACACACACACGUUAUGACUGCAAUUCAUAUUAUACUGUAUGUAAAUCUGUGACAACUGAUAUGUUACAUAUGUUAGGUUAUGGAGUAGCGAUCAUUGAACAUCAUACGAAUUAGAGGACGUAUAGUAUUAUAUGUCUUUCUCUGAGACCAGGUUGCUUGUUGCGUCAUACCAACAAAGGAGAAUUAUGGGGAGAAUUUAUGUUGGUGGUUAGGUGAACUAACGACAAAAGUUAGGAUAAUUUGCGUAGCCAGUUAGGUGAAGUUUAGAAUAAGGGUUAGCUAGAAUGCUACAAUUGUCCCCGACACGACACCUUUGGAUUGUUAGAUGGUCGCGGAUUACGCCCACCCAUCCUCUCCGACCAACCUCCCUAGAUUAAUUAAUACGUCUUGGAGGUGCUCAGAAAUACAUACAAGUUUGUUUCAUAUAGCUCUGAGGCCAUGCUGGUUAUUACAGGCUUAGGGGGUAUUUUUACAUUGAUUUUGAGACACUGUUUUAUCUCCCUCCCUCUCACUCUCUCUUUGUCUGUCAGGUGUGCUGUACUGCACAGAGUCUGUUUGCAGGUUUGGAGAAAAAGAGAGCAGGCUACUUCAACAACAUUACAGACACAGAGCUGGAGGAGAUCCCCACACUGCUGCUGCUUCACCUGUGUUUCAGGGGUUUCACACUGACAGUGUAUAGCCUAUAUAUUUCAUAAUUUCCUGAAAUUAAAAACAUACAUGAAAUAAAUAUUUUCAAUUGUAGGAUAGUAAAUUAAGAAUCAAUCAGCAGGUAAUAUCCAUGGAAAAUUGCCCUUUUGGGGGCACACUAACACACACAAGCACACACACGCAAUCAUACACACAUACUCUUUUUCAUUCUCUCUCUCUCUCUCUCUCUCAGGGCUGAGAAGAUAGCCAGUCUGCCUGCCUCUGUAUGUGCUGUGUUCAUGAAGAAGAUGAAAGAGGCCAACCUGAGUUCUUUGCCUCUCACCUCUCGCUCUCGCCCCACACUGAUCAACAGAGCCCUGAGCUGCCUGGUAAACACACAACUCUAACUAUAGCCCUAACCCUACAGAUGUAGGAUCUUAAUUUGAUCACACUUUUGUGGCUGAGGAUUUUCCUGCACAGUAGGAAAUGGAAACUUGUAGUGUAUUCAAGGUUUAAAAAAGGCUUCUAGUUUGUAAUUUCUACUUAAAAAUGUCAGACUUGAUUUACCGUAACAAAAAAUGUAUCAACCCCUACAAAAAAAAAUCAAUUGAUUAUAAUCCACAUAAUAAUUCACAUUUCCUGUUCCUGAAUUAUUAUUUUCUUACUGUAGCAGACUGGCUCAAAUUAAGAUCCUACAUCUGUAGCUUCAUGUCCACAUCCCAGUUCAAUCCUAACCCUAACUUCAUGUCCACAUCCCAGUUCAAUCCGAACCCUAACUUCAUGUCCACAUUCCAGUUCAUCCUUACCCUAACCCUAACUUCAUGUACACAUCCCAGUUCAAUCCUAACCCUAACUUCAUGUACACAUCCCAGUUCAACCCUAACCCUAGCUUCAUGUCCACAUCCCAGUUCAACCCUAACCCUAACCCAACUUCAUGUCCACAUCCUGGUUCAACCUUAACCCUAGCCUCAACCCCAACCGUAACCCUAAUCUUAGUGGAAAUCACAAACACACACACACACACACACACACACACUGCAAUGAGUUACAGAGCCCUGUGCACCCCUGUGUCCCCAGGGGAGGAACAUGUCAGAGUUGUCCAGUGAGGAACAUGUCAGGGUCGCUGCUGUGUGAGCUAGCCCCCUCUCAGAUGCCCCUCCUGGCCCCUGAGGUCCUCAACUCCACGGUGCAGGCCCUGGCCUCCUGCACACAGAUACCUCCACGCCACUGGAGGGCGCUCUUCCAGCUGCUCAAUGAUACAUACAGGUACGAACAAGCACAUCAUCUCACCUUUCUAGAUAUAACUGCUACUGCCAAAAGAACAUUUGACAAAUAUCAAAUUAUUAUUGUUUCUUUCCUCUGAAAGUGACCCAUCUGAUUGGACAGCUGACACCAUGAAAUCCCUGGGUCCUCUCCUUCUGUUGGAUGAUUCUGCUGUCCGCUCACUGCGCUUUAAGGUCAGUGACUCUCUACCACCAUGAUCUCCCUGACAACCACAGAUCAAAGGCUCUUGACUAGUCUCUCCCUGAUGUUGUCUACGCUUGUGAAAAAAAUUAAGCUUUCAUAAUCUGUCAUGUUUCUGUGAAUUUUUUAAAAUGAAGAUAAUCUCUGCUCUUUUACUUUCUACCCUGGCCCCCCUCUAGUCAUGGCUGAAAGAGACUCUGUCUGACCUGUUGGACAGCCUACCCAACUCCACAGAAGUUAGAAGAAUCUCGAGUGCUGGGGUGAGCAUCAUCUUUUUUUGUUCCGCUGUUGAGUGUCUUUCUGAACUGUACUAUAUUGUACUACAGGCCUGGGGUCCAGUGUCAGGUCUGAAUGAGAGCCAGGUGCUCCAGCUGGGCUGUGUCUCUCAGGGGUUCAACCUCACUGAGCUGCCCAGCCUCCCCUUCUCCUCACUGGACACACUUUCCCGCUGCUCCUGGACACAAUAA